CAACACAAUCAGCAAAAUGUUGGUGUGAAGACUACAUCCAAGUGGCAUGCAAUAUUACCAAUAUUGCUGAUGCGAUCAGUUCACACAAUGACAUGUGGAGAUUCGCUAUGUUGACAUAUAAUAUUCUAGUAUACAGUAAUAGUGUACAGAUAUCGUCCUAUGGAACGAGCGAAAUAACAACGUAUGAUGACGUCAAAUCGACAUCUCCAACUUUACAUCAAACAGAUAAGCUGACAGCAACAACAAAACUUGCGUUUCAAUUUGACAUCGAUGAGAGCAAUCACAACAUGUUCAUAAUCAUCAGCACUGUGGGCUUGGCAGUAGUACUCUUUUCGGCCACUUUGCUGAUUUGCGCCUUCAGGAAACGCUCCAUGCGUACAGAAACAACAAGACAAAUGCUCAAUUGCAAUACCGGCGCAAAUCAAGUCGCCAACAAUGAUAUGUCAUCUUUAGCCAUAACCAGAAGGGACGGCUUCAUAGAGGAACCCAAUCGAGACAUACACGUUCUUUUUAUGUCGCCUAUUGCUGACAGUUAUCCACUUUCACGAGACAAGCCUCCAACUGACAAUGCCACAGAGUCUCAACAACGAGAGAGCGAUGUGCACACAUAUGAAGACAUACCAGACUUUCCACUUACAGAAACAGUCGCUGAAAAUGGUAUUUAUUGCAUUCCUAUCGUUUUUUUUGCCAGUAUUCCUCUCUUUAUUCCACACGAGAACGCGUAA
Molecule: messenger RNA, 725 nt
Organism: Dreissena polymorpha
Lineage: Eukaryota; Metazoa; Mollusca; Bivalvia; Myida; Dreissenidae
Exons: 4
Coding region: 93-725 (210 amino acids)
Source: RefSeq, a predicted model, not a curated record